Molecule: messenger RNA, 3070 nt
Organism: Ceratosolen solmsi marchali
Lineage: Eukaryota; Metazoa; Arthropoda; Insecta; Hymenoptera; Agaonidae
Gene: Rfx
Product: regulatory transcription factor Rfx
Exons: 15
Coding region: 1-2649 (882 amino acids)
Biological process (GO): regulation of transcription by RNA polymerase II
Molecular function (GO): DNA-binding transcription factor activity, RNA polymerase II-specific; RNA polymerase II cis-regulatory region sequence-specific DNA binding
Source: RefSeq, a predicted model, not a curated record
AUGAGCAACUGGAAAGUGGGAGACACUUCUUUCGAAGAAUUUUUCGACAAUGAACAGAUUUUCAUCAUCCCUCCGGAUAGUCCAAGGGUACCUAAUAUCGAUGUAACUAUUGAUUCGCUCCAGUUAGAUGAUUCCUAUCUAAUAUUGGAAAAUGGUGACUUUAUUAAUCACGAGCCAUCCCUACAGAAACAGAGAGGACGAAGUGGCGGUGAUACGUCUUACACAGAGAGAGGUGAGGGAGUUAUUGCCAUGACUACGACAGGAGCCCAGUAUGCUCUAGCAGCAUCCGCUGGGGCUGCUAAUGGCGGGGGCAAUUCCGCGGUGGGGGUUGAAAGCAAACCGAGUGUCGUCGUUGUUACUACUUCUAAUUCCAAUGGUAGUGGUAGUGCUGCCCAGUCACAAUCCGGUCGAGGUCAACAGUUAAUCACAGUAGUUACUAGCGGUGAUCCUUCAAGCCCAAAUAGUUUACAACCCAUUCAGCUGCUGGUUCAAGAUUCUUUGGAUGCAACUGCUGAUUCGUCAAAUGGAUCGUCAGGCACACAAGCUCACGUAACAGCACAAGUAGUUGUUAAUACAACGCAUUCUGGUCAGCACACGCUUGUGGAUUCUGAUUCUGCAUCGACAUCGGCUGGUACAAUUGUCAGUAGCUCGCCGCAUUAUAUCACUGUUACAGUGCCGGGAGACGCUGACGCCGUGGGUUCCGAAUCGGUUACUCAUCCUACUUAUGUUCAAUAUGUGGAGGGCGAUGGAUCCACGUACAUACCGGCUAAUGGACAGAUGACAUAUCCCGUGUAUGCAGUUGGAGAGGCGGGAACAAUGUACACUCCCGCCUCCAACCAAUAUUACACUUCAACUUCCACACCAGUAACCUAUGCACAAGUCACUGGCUCAAGCACAACGACAGGGCAACUUUUGUCGCAGGGCACUGGAACGUACUUGAUCCAGCAGAGUGUCGUAGACGGAGAUCCCACAACGCACGCUUUAAUAUCGGCAGCGGCUGCCGCUCGCACCAGUCCACAAACCGAAAGUGCCGAUGCUGUUGUUAGCGGGGGUGGAGGGGCAUACUUGAUCAGCGGUAACUCGACGAGUGCUCCUGUCAGCGUGGAAGAUGCGGCUACCGCCGCGGCGAAUAUGACGCAUGCCACUCGGGUCUCCCAGGCCACCGUGCAAUGGUUAUUGGAAAAUUACGAGACAGCUGAUGGAGUUUCGCUUCCGAGAUCAACAUUAUACAAUCAUUACCUCCGCCACUGUUCCGAUAAUAAAUUAGAUCCUGUAAAUGCAGCUAGUUUUGGAAAACUCAUUAGAUCUGUAUUUUUGGGCUUACGCACACGACGACUUGGAACUCGGGGUAACUCAAAGUAUCAUUAUUAUGGAAUCCGAGUAAAACCGAGCUCGCCUCUAGUGAUGCUUAACGAGGACGGCACGUCGCGUCAACAGACGACUUCCAAUUCCCAGACGAACAAGCGAAUAAAGUUCGUAAACCAGAAACAGUCGGAGACGUCGUAUGAGACGAGUUCUCAGCCGAACAACACGAGCAUCACCUCGAACGCGUCACCACCUCAAUAUCAUCAGUACCUGGGCGAGGCGAGUUGCGCCAUACCUGAGUUUCCGGAGAUCAUUGUCGGUCACGGCUCUAGUCUACCCGAAGAUUGUACCCUCGAGGAUAUAGACACCUUCCGUAGUAUAUACAGAGAACACUGCGAGGCCUUCCUCGACGCUGUCCUUAACUUUGAGUUCGCGACCGUCGAGAGCCUCUGGCGCGAAUUCUGGCGUAGCCAAGAUAAUAACAACGGUGACGAGUGCGAAGAGGAGAAGUAUUUGUCUAAAACAAAACUUUAUCAAAUGUGUAAGUGUAUCGAAGUACAAGAUUUUAUCAGAAGAGUCGAUUAUACAUUUUAUCAGAAUCUUGUCGAAGUACUAAUGCCCGACGUUCUAAGACCUAUACCAAGUCCUCUAACACAAUCCAUUAGAAAUUUUGCAAAAGGCUUAGAAUCCUGGUUAACUUCAGCUAUGAACGACUGCCCUGAAGAGAUGAUGCACAUUAAAUUGACGGCUGUAUCAGCAUUCGCCCAAACCUUGAGAAGAUACACGUCCUUAAAUCACUUGGCUCAAGCAGCUCGAGCCGUACUUCAAAACAACAGUCAGAUUAACCAAAUGUUGGCGGAUUUAAAUCGAGUCGAUUUUCAUAAUGUACAGGAGCAGGCUUCUUGGGUUUGCCAAUGCGAUUAUGCAGUUGUGCAACGUUUGGAAGCAGAUUUCAAAGUAACUUUACAGCAGCAGAAUUCAUUGGAACAAUGGGCUGUGUGGCUGAAAGGAGUCGUGACACAAGUACUUCAGCCUUAUGAAGGCAAACCUACUUUUGCCAAAGCAGCAAGACAGUUCCUGCUUAAGUGGUCUUUUUACAGCUCAAUGGUUAUAAGGGAUUUGACUUUAAGAAGUGCCGCUAGUUUUGGAUCUUUUCAUCUCAUUCGCCUACUUUACGAUGAGUAUAUGUUCUAUUUAAUUGAACAUCAGGUUGCUAUCUCCACGGGUACAACGCCAAUUGCGGUAAUGGGAGACAAAAGCCAAAACUGCUCUAUGAUUAAUAUUUUUGGAUCGAACGGGGAUGUGUCAAGCAUUUGUCCAACAAAACGAGUGAAAUUGAGUUAACCAUGUACCUGGACCCAGUAGAGCUUGAUUCAAAAAUCAGUAGGUGAUAAAGAGCAUUUGUUAAACACAGUGUAUUUCUAGCACGAAAGAAGCAGGCCUACUAACACAAGCUAGUCUCACAAAUUGUAAUUUUUUAUGGAAAUAAGCGACAACACAGUAACACCGAAACUUCUAUAUAUUGCUCAAAGACUUGCUAUCCGUGAAAGCUGCUUAAUCAAUUUAUGUGAUAUAAGGAGUAAGAGUACACAUAGUGCAAAGCCUUACGUGUGUUAAAAACGCACAUCAACAUAUUUUUUUUGUUAAUUGAAUGAAAGUUACUAUACCUUUUCGAAUUGAAUGAUUUUAAUGACUGGGACCAUGAAUGAAUCAUGUUCUCUUUUGAACAAUCACGUUCAAAUUAAAGUCCAUCCUAAUAACUGUC